This is a messenger RNA of Protopolystoma xenopodis, 318 nucleotides long. The record is from the annotation of a GenBank genome assembly. Lineage: Eukaryota; Metazoa; Platyhelminthes; Monogenea; Polystomatidea; Polystomatidae.
AUGGUACAGGUUAGUAAACCUGUAAUUUCAUCAUAUUCUUCAGCCAAGCCCGGAGGCAGCAGCGGCGAUGCUGGCGGAAGUCUCAGUGGCGGAGUCAUUGCACAGAAUAGUAUGAACGAACAAGGGGGCGAUGAGGACUAUCCCGACGAGGAGGGGAACGAAGCAGGGACUGGAAUCACAGGAGCUGGUGGCACAAUGUUAAAGACCAGUAAGAAGACGCGAAUGAAGGAUUCCAGCAAUCGGAUGAAAACUCACAAUUACUCGAACAAGGAGCAAGAUUUUCAGGUGAGCAUAACGGAUUUGUGUUGCCAAAAUUGA